Messenger RNA from Daldinia vernicosa, 1101 nucleotides. RefSeq names its product Rhodanese-like protein. The coding region runs from base 242 to 880 and encodes 212 amino acids. The transcript is spliced from 2 exons. The record is from RefSeq and is a predicted model, not a curated record. Gene Ontology annotation, molecular function: thiosulfate-cyanide sulfurtransferase activity. Gene Ontology annotation, cellular component: mitochondrion. NCBI's taxonomy places the organism in Eukaryota, Fungi, Ascomycota, Sordariomycetes, Xylariales, Hypoxylaceae.
CUUGUUUCUACCUUCUACAUAUCCACAUCCCACAUGUACCCAAGGCAAACUGUUUGUACACAUUGUCCAGCUCAGUUGUACGUGGUGGUGCAAGUAAUUGCGAUCAAACAGGUAGUCAACCUAUAUACCUAUAUACCUACUUUAUAACAGGUAUAUAUAUAUCUACGUGAUUGGAAAGGCUUUGGAAAUAUCUCUUUUUCAGCACGCGAUAUAUACCAGGUUAUAUGCGAAAAUCCCUGCGAUGGCGACAAGACGACUUGCGAUAAACGGCGCUACUACCGCUCUGCGCGGGGGAAGUUCCCGACUGGCGGGUUCGGGCUCGAGCUCGAGUUCGGCUACUAUUCCUACAGCUGCGGCGCAUAUACUGCGAGCUUCAUUCGGCACGACUCCUCCUCUGGCGCCGCAGGCUACGAGGGGAACAGCUGGAGUGGUUGCGCGACCACAAUUACUUCGGCGCAUCAUCCCUACGAGCGUCCGGUGGUCUUCGGAUUCAGCAGCCGGGAGCGGGAGUAAGAUAUGGAACUUUGAAGAGCUCAAAACCGCCAUAUCCACCCCGAAUUCCACCCCCAAAGUCACCAUAAUCGACACCCGCGAGCCCUCGGAGCUAUCCUCGACCGGCCGCAUCCCCGGCGCCCUCAACAUCCCGAUCGUCAGCGCGCCGGACAGCUUCCACAUUCCCGCGGACGAGUUCGCCGACCGGUUCGGGUUCGAGCGGCCGGUGCCCGACGGCGACGGCGAGGCGGUGGUGUUCUACUGCAAGGCCGGCGUGCGCAGCCGAGCCGCCGCGCAGAUCGCUCGCGAGGCUGGCUGGAAGAACGUCGGCGAGUACCCUGGGAGCUGGCUGGAUUGGGUGCAGAAGGGGGGGAAGAUUGAAAGGUGAGGUGGGGUGGGGUGGGGUGAGAUGAGGAUUAUAGACGUGAAGAUAUAAAUAUAAAUACCUAACCUAAGACAUGGUGGCGGUUAAGAAGAGGCUAGUUAUCUGAGAGUCUACCUUUCUAACCUCAACUUCUAUAGAGCGAACAAAUAAGCGAGAGCUUAAGAGCUAUCUGAAGCUCUAGAUCUAGACGAGAGAUAGAAGAAAAAGGAUAAAUCAAAUCAAGG